AUGGCGCCGGCCGGGGUGCUGCAGACACCGGAUCCGUCGUGGACGGGUGACGGCUCCGUAUCGCGGACAGACGCGUCGCAGUCGGCGUCGCGACGGAGCUCCGUGGCGCUCGACGGCCACCUUGCGUCCGCAGACCUGCUCAACCCCUCAGACGCGCUUGACCUGCUCGCGCACGUUGCCGACCUGGAACCCGGACACCAGGACAAGGAUGCCGUGCCCGUCCGCACAGCCAGUGCGAGGCAGACGCCGCAUGAUACCAAUCUUCGCUACCCACCCAUAUCUGAUGGCGCCUUGGGCUUUGCCGACGCUGCGGCCCUGAUACAACAUUACCAUGAAAAUUUCCAUCCUUUCUUUCCCAUCGUGUACAAGUCCAUUUUCGAAGGUCACAUCUCGGAGUGGAUCGAGAAGGAGCCUCAUGUACUCACAGCCGUCCUCACCGUCGCAUCAAAAGAGGAGCCGUCGUGGCAGCGCGCCCACGAAGCCUGCUCGCGGCACAUGGAAAGCCUCCUAUCGCCGCUCAUCUACGGCGGCGUCACCGCAGUCGGCGCUGUGGAGGCGCUGCUUAUCCUUGCCGAAUGGGCACCUCAGCCGCCGCACGAGAUUUCGUCCAUUGGCUGCGGAAAGGAGGAUUACGGCGCGUGGAUGCUCGUCGGCGUCGCCAUUCGGCUCGGCUACCUGCAAAGGCUGGAGCAGACGGGAUUACAGGACCCUCCAGAGACUCCGUCAGAGAGCUUCAGUCGCAAAAAGAUUGCGUGGGCGGCAUGUUAUAUGAGCGACCGCCAAGUUUCUAUUCGUCUCGGGAAGGGUUUUUGGUCUCGAGGUCCGGGGCCAGCGUCAAACCUGCGCGCCGUCGACUUUCCUUCGCUGCAGUCACAACAUCUGGGACCCGAUAAUAUGGGACUACUGUUCCAGGCGCAGCUCGAACUAACUCAACUAUUCAGCAAUGCUCACGAUAUUCUGUACUCUUCAACAAGCCAUCGCGAGCAGUUGUAUGUCGGUGGUGAAUAUGUUCGAUACAUUGACGAUUUUGCUGCCGUGUUGAGAAAGUGGAAGAUGACUUGGGGGGGAUAUAGCUUCACGCCUCAUGUCAAAGCUUCUUUGAUUCUGUCGUAUGACUUUUUGCGCUUGUACAUCAAUGCAUUCGCUUUCCAGGCGACCAUGAACAGGGCCGCGGCCAAGACGCGCAAGGCCAACAAGAACCACUUCACAGGGCCGCUUUUUGCCGACUUGGCCGCCGCGCCAGACGCCCGCUUCAUUUACGAGUCGAUUGACGCGGCGAAUUCCCUUCUCAGCAUUCUCAACAGCUUCAUGGACCCAAUUGCAGGCUUAAAGUACAUGCCACUCAAGUAUUCGUUGUUUGUCAUUUACGCUGCUGUUUUUCUCUUCAAGGCUUGGAGCGCGGGCGCCAUUAGUAACGAAGGCAUUACUGGCGUGCGCCGUGCCAUUCUCGCCACCAUUGCCCAGCUGCAAAAGACUUCCAAUAGCACGCAGAGCAUCGGACAUCGCUAUGCGAGAUCGCUGCGUCUGCUGUGGAGGAAGCGACCCAGUAGGAGGGGCACCAAGCACGACAGCAGCCAUGCGGCCCAACCCGCUCCGAAUAUUCCCCUCGAGCAAUCGAUGCCUGGACCGCAAGGUGGUUUCGACGGUGGCUUGCAAGGGGGCAUAGAAUUGGAUGCGCUGAAUGGUUUCUCGUGGCGCGACUUGGACUCUUUGGGCCAGUAUAUUUCCAAUGAUGCGUCCAUCCAUACGAAUGACGGUGUGUUGACCACGCCCGAGUUUGAUUCGGAGCACAGUGCGAAUGCGGUGGAUGCCCUCCCCGUUGAUUUCGCGUAUCAAAAUAUGUGGAAUGGUGUUGCCCGAGGCGAGCAGAGUUUUGUGAUCCGGAGAUGGUACCCGGUGCCUGAGGUGACAAAGUUGCAUGUCCACAUUGGCCACAGCGACAUUGGUAUGAGCCGCGACUCAUGCGGCGCGCCUCCUUUUGCGCCCACGACCUCUUCUGCGACAUUGUUCUCGACACGGCCAUUCUCCGGAUUUGGCAUCACACCCCCUCCAAUUGGCCAUGGCAUCCGUGGCAGCGAGCAAUUGGACGCAGUCGGUGCGGCUGAUGGCGCAGAGGCCGGCGUCGUCGGCGUGUUUGUCGUCGUCGCCGCUGCGCAGCAGGAUUGGCACCAGACUAGGAGCCAUUAUCUUUGGUGGUUGCUCAGCUGCGGCUCAGCGGUUGCCGCCGGCACGCUUCUGCAGUGGGCUCGGCGGCGCAGGGAGGCAUCAGUCAACAUACUGGCAGGUUACAGCGCAUCUAGCAACAUAUGGGCAUACCUUUAG
This is a messenger RNA of Cordyceps militaris CM01, 2322 nucleotides long. RefSeq names its product C6 transcription factor. Gene Ontology annotation, cellular component: nucleus. Lineage: Eukaryota; Fungi; Ascomycota; Sordariomycetes; Hypocreales; Cordycipitaceae. Gene Ontology annotation, molecular function: DNA-binding transcription factor activity, RNA polymerase II-specific; zinc ion binding; DNA binding. Gene Ontology annotation, biological process: DNA-templated transcription. The record is from RefSeq and is a predicted model, not a curated record. The transcript has 10 exons. The coding region runs from base 1 to 2322 and encodes 773 amino acids.